Molecule: messenger RNA, 237 nt
Organism: Haemonchus placei
Lineage: Eukaryota; Metazoa; Nematoda; Chromadorea; Rhabditida; Trichostrongylidae
Source: the annotation of a GenBank genome assembly
AUGCGUGUACUAGGCACAGUCGUUUUACUGCUAAUUGUCAGUGCUGUCUUCUCCUUGCCCUCACCAUUAGAGGCAGCUCCGGCCGUUGAUGCGUCACUACGAGUGAAACGUCAAUUUGGAUGGGGUGGCUGGGGUGGAUGGGGCUAUCCAUUUGGAGGAUUAGGUGGCUGGGGUGGCUAUGGUGGCUGGGGUGGCUGGGGGUCUCCGUGGGGAUGGUAUGGCGGUGGUUGCUGCUAG